Molecule: messenger RNA, 1854 nt
Organism: Benincasa hispida (wax gourd)
Lineage: Eukaryota; Viridiplantae; Streptophyta; Magnoliopsida; Cucurbitales; Cucurbitaceae
Product: small ribosomal subunit protein mL103 (rPPR7)-like
Biological process (GO): mitochondrion organization; RNA processing
Cellular component (GO): mitochondrion
Molecular function (GO): mRNA binding; protein binding
Source: RefSeq, a predicted model, not a curated record
CGCCUACCCGAUACAGUGGGAUUCGGCAUAACACACAAAAAUGGGCUAAAGUUAAACCCUACCAUCGCCAUUGAAGACUGUGAUUUUCACAUCUAAAACCCUUCGCCAUCCGCCAUGGCUGCGGCUCUCUCCAGAACUCCAAGACGCCUGUUUCUCCCCUCCAGAUUCCAUUCUUUCACAUACUCAACUACUCCUACUCCACCGCUUCAACCGAACUCCGAUUCCCCUUUCGCUUCAUUUCGUGCUGCUAAAUCCGCCAUUUUGUCUCAAUCAGAUCCCGAAAAGCUUGCCCAAUCCUUCAUCCAAGCUUCCAAGCUUCCUGCCUUCCGUCGCUACCGCCCAAUCUACCACCAUUCCAUCCGCAAACUCGCCCGUGCUCAACGCUUCGACCUCAUCGAUGGCAUCAUUCAAUCCCACCACAAAUCCCCCUCCGCCAUUUCUGAAGGAUUCUGGAUCCGCCUCAUCAUGCUCUACUCUAGCGCCGGCAUGGUCGAUCAAGCUCUCCACACUCUUGAUCAGGUAAUCCUUCACAAACCCUGUGAUUUGUCAGAGAAAUCGCUUUCUGCUGUUCUCUCUGUUUUUCUCGACAAUUCCAUGCCUGAGAAGGUCCAUGAGAUGUUCAGAUCCAUUCCGGAGAAGAUUAGUGUUACUCCGACGGUGGUUUCUUACAAUCAGGUAUCGAAGGCUUUUGUUCAGCAAAACGAUCUUCAAUCGGCUCGGAAUUGGAUCGAUGAGAUGUACAAGGAUGAUGCUAAGGUCGUCCCUAACAUUGACUCCUACAAUAUUUUGCUAGGAGCUCACUGGAACAAUGGCGAUUUGGUCGGAUUUGAUGGGAUUGUGAAGGAAAUUUCAAAGAGAGGUUUGGAUUUCAAUUUGGCUACUUACAAUUACAGGAUUUUGAGGCUGUGCAAGAAUAAGGAGUGUGCUCGGGCUAAGAAAGUGAUGGAUGAGAUGGUUUCAAAGGGUGUGAAACCUAAUUCUGGUUGCUAUGAUGCAAUCAUCCAUGGCUACUGUAAUGUUGGGGAUAUAGAAUCGGCUAUGAAAAUUCUGAAGAGUAUGCUGGAGGAUGGCUAUGCUUCUCCCAGUUCCCGGAGCUAUUAUAGUUUGAUUCGAAGCAUGGUUAAGGAGGGGGAGUUUGAUUUGGCAUUGGAGACAUGUAGAGAGAUCAUAAAGAGGAGAUGGGUUCCUCCAUUUGAGGCAAUGGAGGGUCUGGUUCGUGGGUUGGUGGAUAUGUCGAGGAUUGAAGAGGCAAAAGAGGUUGUUGAGAAGAUGAAGAAGAGGCUCAAAGGGCCUGCUGUGGAUUCAUGGGGAAAAAUUGAAGCUGCUCUUUCCCUGUAGACUGAAUGUUGGGUUGGGAUUACAGAGAUGUCUGUGAGACUGUGAUGUGUUUUACAUCCACGCACAUAUUUGAUUUUGAUAUGUUUUGUAGGUUAUAAGGGCUAGCGAACGAGCGACUACUGUAACUGUUGGAUUUAGAUUCAAAUAACCAUUAGAUAUAGACUCAAAAUGGGUUUGGUGCAAUACUACCAUUUCAUGACAUGGCCUUGUUUUAUACAAUGCUACUCAUUUGAAAGAUUUGAGAUGUGAUGGUGAUUAUAUUUAUGUAAGCCGGGCAACUGGAUGGUGAUUGAAGUUUUCUAUUUAACAAGAGAAAAGGCAUCACAGUCUCACUUAUAUCUGGCUUUGUUGCUGCUCCACUCGUCUAUCAUACUGUAUGGAAGUUGUUACUCGUUUGCUCUUCUUCUGCCUGUUUUUCCUCUGUUUUAAAAGAAAGGAAUGAUGAGUUCUACACUGUCACUACAAUUUUCUUCCUUGGGACUCCAUGAGUUGAAUAAUAGAGGUUAGAACCAACAA